UAUCUCAACUUCAAGAGAAAAAGAUGAACUUCCUAAAUUAGAGUUUGAACUAUCAAAGUUAGAGAUGUAUGCUGAUGUUUGCGUAAAAGUAUUACCGAUAAUGAAACAAGAAUGGUCGAGUUACG
Molecule: messenger RNA, 125 nt
Organism: Funneliformis geosporum
Lineage: Eukaryota; Fungi; Glomeromycota; Glomeromycetes; Glomerales; Glomeraceae
Source: the annotation of a GenBank genome assembly